Molecule: messenger RNA, 2402 nt
Organism: Bacillus rossius redtenbacheri
Lineage: Eukaryota; Metazoa; Arthropoda; Insecta; Phasmatodea; Bacillidae
Product: PI-PLC X domain-containing protein 1-like
Exons: 6
Coding region: 38-1408 (456 amino acids)
Biological process (GO): lipid metabolic process
Molecular function (GO): phosphoric diester hydrolase activity
Source: RefSeq, a predicted model, not a curated record
CUGUUAACAGGGGGGACGCCCAUCAGAGUGCGGAGAGAUGUCUACCGGAGUGCAGAUGGUGGGAGCGCUCCUGAUUGGCUUCACACCACUGCUUGCUUUCACGCACAAGCUCGUGGGCGGCACCGAGGACUGCGGCCGCGUGUUCAUCACGGUCUCGUCGCUGUGGCGCCCGGCCCCCCACGGCCGGGGGCUGGUGGACCGCGAGCUGGAGCUCAACUGGGACGCCUCCGGCUGUCCCCCCCAGGCCGUGCCCGAUUCCAUCGCCCUCUUCGGCGCGCACCCGCACUCCAACACGCACCCAGAAAGGCCCGAGCCCUUGGUGAGAGUGGACACAAAGGACCUGCCUGAAGGGUUCUACAAAACCAACGUGAGUCUCGGGCUGCCCAAGUACCCUGGCGGGUGGAACAAGGAAGACGCGGACAGCGCGCGGGCCGAUGGCGACCACUGCUUCCCUUUCUGGGUCGCUUCGUUUCGCAACAACUCCCUCCUGCAGUCCGCCUGCUUCAAGAUACGCCCGACCUGGAUGGGCGACAACAGGGAAGUGCUGGGGUCUGCCACGCUGACCUCCCUCUUCAUCCCCGGGACGCACAACUCCGCCAGCCACCACCAGGGGCCCACGCUCACCCGGCGGGACACGCUGGCGCGCUACCUGCUCACCCAGGACACGGACGUGUGGGGCCAGCUGGUGCACGGGGUCCGCUACCUCGACCUGCGCGUCGCCUACUACCCCUUCCUCAACAAGACGCACGGUGCCGACCACAGGUUCUGGAUAAACCACGACCUCAUCAGGAUCGGGCCCCUGCUGCCCGUGCUGCGCGACAUCAAGCGCUUCCUGACGGCCACCAAGCGGGAGGUGGUGAUCCUCGACCUUCACCGCUUCCCGGUCGGCUUCUACGGGCGGCAGGGGCGCCACCGCCGCCUCGUCACGCUGCUGAAGCAGGAGCUGGGGCCGUACGCGCUGCCCUCCUCCGCCGACCUCCGCUCCGCCACGCUUGAGCAGAUCUGGAGCCAGGACCGGCGGCUGGUGGUGGCCUACGGCGACCGCCAGGUCGCUAAAGAAUCGGCCUGGCUGUGGCCACCCCUGACCCAGGUGUGGGGCAACCAGCACGAGCCGAGCGACCUCGGCACUUACCUGCGCCAGGUCAUGGGCAAGUCGCCCGGCCACCGAGCCAACUCCGAGCUGUGGGCCGUCAUGGCGGAGCUCACGCCGACGCCCGUCGACGUCAUGUUCCGCCAGUCGGGCAGCCUGCGCCAGAUGGCCGACUCCGUCAACCGCAACGUCACCGCCUGGUUCCGCCGCCUGUGGUGGCGCGAGGCCAACGUCGUGGCCACGGACUUCUUCCUCGGGAACGACAUCGUCGGCGUCGCGGUGGAAGCCAACCUCAGGAGAGCGUCCGGCGAGCGCUGAGCCCGCUGGACGUCGCUCACGGCUCCGUUCGUUAUUUCAUUUUCUUGUCACUCUUUUUUCGAGAACCAUUCAUCAAAAUAUGUUUGGUUGCAUAAUUUUUUCACCAGAUACAAAUAAAACAUAAUGUAUUUGCAAGAUGUAAAAUGUGACACAACUAAUCUUAAUUAAUAAUUAUUAACACAUGGAUGACUUUUUACCCCUGUGAGAUAACACUUUGUAACUAUAUGGUGGAAAUAUUUGUAAUGAAAAACAAGUUUUCAUGACAAAUAUACAGAAAAAGCUUUUUAUAUAAUAGUAAUGACAAGAAAAUGAUAUAACCACAAUUUUUGUGUGUAAGAUUGAGCCAUAAGUUUGCACAUGAAUACACGUACUGUGUGCAUAACAUCCUUUUCUCCUAAACUAUUACAGAUAAUGUAGGUAUGUAAUUAUUUCAAUAAUGUUAUGCAUGGUUAAAAUUGUAAUUGAUUUAUGAUCAUCCUAGAAGGUGUAAAAAUUAUUAGACUCAAUAUAUUUUUUUUUUCUAAAAUUAAAAUUUUGCAGUCUAAAAACAUUUUUUUUUUAACCAAUUAGACAGUACAUUAGGUUUUUGUAUUCAAUGAACUAAAUUGGUUUAUAUUACACUGCUGAGUGAUUCUAUGCAGGUUAAGGAAAGCUAGAAAAAUUUAAACAUUUUGUUUUGAAUCUAAUAAUUUUUAAACUUCUGUACUUGACGUACAGCAACUGUAACCUUAUACGAAUGAUUCAAUUGACAAAAUUGUACUAUGCCUAUACUCUAUAAAUACAAUAAAUCUAUAAUGAAACUGUAUCUGUACAUGGAAUACAUUCUUAAAAUAAUGGAAGAUUUGGUAACAAAAAGUGAUAAAAAGGCAAACAGAUAAUUCCACAAUUUUUUUGUCUGUCUGAAAAUUAGUUCCAGCAAACCGCAAAACCUAUUCAAUGGUUUUGAAUAAAAAUUAGCAUGAUAAUAAAGUAUGUUGUGAACUAAAAUUUAAAA